UCUUUCUUGAUUCUCACACCUCAACCUUUGAAACUACUAGCAGACGCCUCCAGAAAACAGAGAAAGCAAUAAAUAAUAGCAAUGUCCCAGAAAUCAUACACUGGAUCGUGCCUCUGUGGCGAUAUCAAGUAUCGAAUCGAUCUACCCUCCGCCGAACCACCCAAGGUCUUCCUCUGCCACUGCACCACUUGCAAGCGCUACACUAGCUCUGGGUUCUCCGCCAACAUUAUCAUCCCGAAACCGAACUGUCACUACACCAAGGGUUCCCCCAAAGUCUACCUGGGUGAGAAUGACACUGGAGGCAUCGUGCGGCGCGAGUUCUGCGGUAACUGCGGGGCAUCAUUGUUGUCGAAGCCGAGUGAUGAUCGGGGGGUUAUCUUUGUCAAGUCCGGGACGCUGGAUGGUGAGUUUCGGGAAGAGUGUCGGGAGCUGGGGGGAGAGAUUUAUUACCAUCGGAAGGAUGGCUGGGUGGAUGGGAUGAAGGAGGAAGGAGUGCUGAGAAUAAAUGGCAUGCCUCAGGAUUACUAAGUAGGCUGUUACGGCAUGUCUAUAUUCUUUAUUAAGACAACGAUGUGGUUCACUCUGGAAUAAGGUAGAUUCCUAUAGGGUAUUAUUGAUUAAACUUGGCUUUUAGGAUUUCACAGAGUGGGGUGGUAAUACAAAGAAUACAUUGG
Molecule: messenger RNA, 674 nt
Organism: Monascus purpureus
Lineage: Eukaryota; Fungi; Ascomycota; Eurotiomycetes; Eurotiales; Aspergillaceae
Source: the annotation of a GenBank genome assembly